AUGGAUAAAUCCAAAAGAUUCUCCCUAAUGGCACCUAAGACACCCUCCGAUGAUGGCUCGUUUCAUCACAGAAGAGUAGCCUCUGCUGACGCUGAGCCAAACGGCAGCUUUGGCAGUACACUCGAUAGAGACUCCAGGAAUGCCCCAUCUGGAGAGCUACAGCCUCUAUUAUCUCUAGUCAGCGCACACUCUAAGAAAACCUACUUCUCAGGCUACUUAGCAGCAAGAACCGUUAGGUUGGAGAACGGUAAACCAACCAAACCGGGCGAUAGCAGAUCAGAGCUCCAGGGCGUCUUCGUUAAGUUAAUAGGAACAGUACUAAACGUCUGGGUUAGAAGAGAUAUGGAAGCUGCGGCUGCACAGGGUUCUGCCGUACCACCGAAAUAUAUCAACAUCGCGGAUGGCUAUGCAGAAAUUAUCGGCAGCAUACUCGUAUCUGUGCCACCCCCAGAAUAUCAGCGUACCGUGGAUCACGUCUUCUCGCUCAAUUAUGCAGGCUUAAAUAAACAGGAGUAUGUUGCGCCUGAUCAGAAAACACUAAACGCAUGUGUACACGCUAUAAGGCUUGCAUCAUGGGAGAAAAAGCGCCUCGAAGAACUCUACACUGGACAUUUACUCCGCAUCCUACAAAAGUCAAAUCUCCCAGGUAACUCCGGUAGACAGCCAUUCAUAGAACCACGUUCACCGUUAGUUAAGGGUAAAUUAGAAGGCUGGGUCAAAGUACGUUUCGUCGGCACAGCAAAAUGGCAGAAACUCUUCCUGGUUCUCACGAAUUACCGCCCAUCAGAACGAAAAAGGUCUUUCUUCGGUGGUAACAGUAGCUCCAACAUAGUGAACACAAUGUCAUCCAACUCUUCACUUGCUUCACAUACUUCCUUCCCUACACCGCCGCAGCCUGCUGCGAUUGCAUCAUUCUAUUCUCAAAAAAAUCCUAAGUCUAGUACUAAACCAGUCUACACGCUCACACUCGCGACUCAAGCUUUCGCAAUAUUCCCCGAACGUGUUGAACUUAUUGGACAUAGUGGAUUGCUCAAAGUCGAAGGUAUUUUACAGAAUACAUCUGAUGAUAGUGCUAUUGCAUCAAUAGCAGGAUUGAGGGAAGAUGGAUGGUGUCUCAUUAUGCCGGAAUUAGACGAGAAAACACCAGCUACAUCCGCAUGGGCUGAGAUGCUCAAAUGGCUGGUUGGAAUACAUGAUGCUUUCGGAUUAUAUGGCCGCCCGAGGGCAUACAGUUGGGAUCCACGUGACCCAAAGUCACUCUUCUUUAGUUACCCAAUCGGACCUCAGAAGCACAAGCUAUUCUUGGAUGCUGAGUUGGCUCAGACUACAGACGUCAAUGAGACCCGCUCGUGGGCUAUCAGAGCGAACCUCUUGGGUAUUCUCAGAGAGAGAAUGUUACCACCAUCUACCCAAGCCCGUUUGAAAUCGUCAUCUUCUCGACCAUCAAGCACGACGUUGAGCUCCGUAGGUAGCCGAGAUGGUAUGAGCAGGGGUAUGACAGGUUCUAAUGGAAGUCUCAAUGGCGGUCUCAGUGCUAGUCUCAGUGGCAGGCCUCUAUCUCUCCAACCUGGUGCGCCAUCUCAGUUGCCCCUUCGCCAACCACCUAGUAUCUCGUCAUCGAUCAAUAGAUCGCCUUUGCUUGGAAGUAGGAAUCCAAGUGGUAUAAGCAAUCUCAGCAAUAACUAUCUCCCUGAGACCACCGAAGAAACCGGCGCAGAAAAUGACGCUUCUAACAACAGCAACUUUAGCUCACCAAGCUUACCACCCAUUAAUGAGGCACACAAGCAACCUGGAUCAAGUAAUGACCGCACACCAACACCAAAUGAACCUGUAAAAGAGACUGGUUCAACAUCUCCAGAGCACGUUGCAUCAGACAUGGUAUACAAUUCCACAAAUGACGGAUCAACAAUCAAUAAACAAGGCUACUUCGAUAAUCCUCCUAUAUAUUCUAGCCAGCCGCUCGAGACACCAAGCGAUGUACGGUCGAGUCCACCGGUAAGCACCAUCAAUACCCCUGGCAGCUUCGCUACCGGUAGUGUUGAAGAGCAGACUGCGAGAGCUGCUCAGGAACUCCGACAAAAGCUCUCCCUGGGCAAUGCCCAAAUACAGGAGAGAUCGAACAGAUCAUCGAGGUACGAAGAUGAACAUAUCGUACCAUAUCCAGAUACACCCCAAUCUGAGAACGUGGAAGGUGGCUCUGUUGCGUCCAAGUAUUCACAGAAUACUUAUAACGAGACGUCUGAAGAGGGUCCAAGUGAGGCUUAUACUGAAGCCCUCGGUGCUCACCCGGAGGUAGAUGUAGACGAUGAGAGGACACCUCAUGUUCCUGUCAGGCAGCCACCUACAUCCAAACGAGCUAGUAUGCAACCUAUCAGUCCAGCUGAGUCUAAUCAAACCAGAAGUAUGCAACCCAUCAGUCCAGCGGAAUCUAAUCCAGCUAGGAGAAGUAUACAGCCGGUCAGUCCAGCUGAAACUAACUCAGUUAGAAAUAGCAUGCCGCCAAUUAGCCCACUUGAUGCACAUCCUACAAGGGAUAGCAUGUCCCAAGUCUCCAGAUCCCCAGGUAGCCCUUACCAACAAGGAUACCAGUCACCACCACGGAUAUCUUCACCGCCUAUGCCACCGAUACAGGGUAUGCCGGGAAUGCCUCCAAUGCAACCUAUGCCAGGUAUGCCUCCUAUGCCGGGUAUGCCACCAAUCGAUCCUAAUGUAAUGGGUAACCAAGCUGCUUUCUUCCAGGCUAUGAUGGCAGCUCAGCAGGCCUUCCAGCAAGCUAUGUGGCAAUACAGUCAAAAUCCGCAGGGAAUGCAGGGACCACCACCUAUGCAAGCUAUGCCAGGUGUACCAAGCAUGCCAGGCAAUCCACCAAAUGUGCAUAACGUUCACCAACAGCAGCGCAAUCAAAACAUUCCUAACCCAACAUCACCAUCACAGUACUCCCAGAUGUCGCCAAAUUCAGCAUACUCCCAAAUGUCACCAGUUGGUCAGACUAGUCCCCAAUUUCCUACACAACCUUCUUAUCAGAGUUUUUACGCCCAACAGAGUCCUCGUAACGAUGAUAUUUAAAUUAGUUUCAAAACUGGAGAUACUUUACAAAAUUCGUAAUAUAUUGUAAGAAAACAACAUUGCC
Wallemia mellicola CBS 633.66 is the source of this 3130-nucleotide messenger RNA. RefSeq lists its product as hypothetical. The coding region runs from base 1 to 3066 and encodes 1021 amino acids. The record is from RefSeq and is a predicted model, not a curated record. NCBI's taxonomy places the organism in Eukaryota, Fungi, Basidiomycota, Wallemiomycetes, Wallemiales, Wallemiaceae. The transcript is spliced from 3 exons.